This is a messenger RNA of Mus pahari (shrew mouse), 3240 nucleotides long. It is a transcript of the gene Abcb10, whose product is annotated as ATP binding cassette subfamily B member 10. The record is from RefSeq and is a predicted model, not a curated record. Gene Ontology annotation, biological process: transmembrane transport. The transcript is spliced from 13 exons. Gene Ontology annotation, molecular function: ATP hydrolysis activity; ATP binding; ABC-type oligopeptide transporter activity. Lineage: Eukaryota; Metazoa; Chordata; Mammalia; Rodentia; Muridae. The coding region runs from base 39 to 2186 and encodes 715 amino acids. Gene Ontology annotation, cellular component: membrane.
GGGCCGGCUGGUGAGACCGUCCCGGCAGACGCAGCGCCAUGCGCGCCCCUCCUGCCAGGGCGCUGCUGCUGAUUCCGCGCCGGGGCCCUGCCGUGCGAGCGUGGGCCCCGGCCGUCUCCUCUCGGACAUGGCUGGCUUCUGAAUGGACCCCGCUCGUACGCGCGUGGACCUCUCUGGUCCACGAGCCGAGUCCGGGCCUCCGUUUUUCCGCGCCCCUAUCCGGGCUGCCUGGCGGCGUGGGGCGGUGGGCCACCUCCUCGGGGGCCCGCAGGUGCUGGGUGCUGGCAGGACCCCGCGCCGCGCAUCCCCUGUUCGCCAGGCUCCAGGGUGCAGUUGCCACCGGUGUGCGAGACCUUGGGAACGACUCGCAGCGGCGUCCCGCGGCGACCGGGCGCUCAGAAGUAUGGAAGCUCCUGGGGCUGGUGCGCCCCGAGCGCGGGAGACUGUCAGCUGCAGUUGGGUUUCUGGCUGUGUCCAGCGUCAUCACCAUGUCUGCCCCCUUCUUCCUGGGGAGGAUCAUUGAUGUCAUCUAUACCAACCCAAGUGAGGACUAUGGCGACAGCCUGACUCAGCUCUGUGCUGUGCUCACCUGUGUGUUCCUGUGCGGCGCUGCCGCCAACGGCAUUCGUGUCUACCUCAUGCAGUCUUCAGGUCAGAGCAUUGUGAACAGGCUGCGCACCUCUCUGUUCUCCUCCAUUCUAAGGCAAGAGGUUGCUUUCUUUGACAAGACCCGCACAGGCGAAUUGAUUAACCGCCUCUCCUCGGAUACCGCACUCCUGGGGCGUUCCGUGACUGAGAACCUCUCCGAUGGCCUGAGAGCUGGGGCCCAGGCCUCCGUGGGUGUUGGCAUGAUGUUUUUUGUGUCACCGAGCCUGGCCACCUUUGUUCUGAGUGUGGUACCUCCCAUCUCUGGCCUCGCUGUGAUUUAUGGGCGAUAUCUACGGAAACUGUCCAAAACCACACAGGACUCCCUGGCAGAAGCCACACAGCUAGCUGAGGAGCGAAUUGGAAACAUAAGAACCAUCCGAGCUUUUGGGAAGGAGAUGACGGAAGUGGAGAAGUACACCGGCCGAGUGGACCAGUUGCUGCAGCUGGCACAGAAGGAGGCCUUGGCACGAGCCGGCUUCUUUGGAACAGCUGGGCUCUCAGGAAACCUGAUUGUGCUGUCUGUCCUAUACAAAGGAGGCCUGCUGAUGGGCAGUGCCCAUAUGACAGUGGGCGAGCUCUCUUCCUUCCUCAUGUACGCUUUCUGGGUUGGAUUGAGCAUCGGAGGACUGAGUUCAUUCUACUCCGAGCUGAUGAAAGGCCUGGGUGCUGGUGGGCGGCUCUGGGAGCUGCUGGAGAGACAGCCACAGCUGCCUUUUAACGAGGGGAUAGUGUUAGAUGAGAAAACCUUCCAGGGUGCCCUGGAGUUCAGAGAUGUGCACUUCACGUAUCCUGCUCGCCCAGAGGUGUCUGUGUUCCAGGAUUUCAGUCUUUCCAUCCCAUCUGGAUCUGUCACAGCGCUGGUUGGCCCAAGUGGUUCUGGGAAAUCAACAGUGGUUUCGCUCCUGUUGCGGUUGUACGAUCCUGAUUCUGGAACAGUCAGCCUUGAUGGCCAUGACAUUCGUCAGCUAAACCCCGUCUGGCUGAGAUCCAAGAUUGGGACAGUGAGUCAGGAGCCAGUCCUGUUCUCCUGCUCUAUCGCUGAAAACAUUGCCUAUGGUGCUGACGACCUCUCCUCAGUCACAGCCCAGCAGGUGGAGAGGGCCGCAGAAGUGGCCAAUGCCGCCGAGUUCAUCCGUAGCUUCCCACAGGGCUUUGACACUGUGGUCGGGGAGAAGGGCAUCCUCCUGUCCGGUGGGCAGAAGCAGAGGAUCGCAAUAGCAAGAGCUCUGCUGAAGAACCCUAAAAUUCUUCUCCUUGAUGAAGCAACCAGUGCACUGGAUGCCGAAAAUGAGCACCUGGUCCAGGAGGCACUUGACCGGCUGAUGGAAGGAAGAACCGUGCUGAUCAUAGCCCACCGCCUGUCCACCAUUAAGAAUGCCAAUUUUGUUGCUGUCCUUGACCACGGAAAGAUCUGUGAACACGGGACACAUGAAGAGCUGCUUCUGAAGCCCAAUGGGAUUUACAGAAAACUGAUGAACAAGCAGAGCUUCGUGUCACAUAACGGAGCAGAGCAGUUCCUGGAACCUGCACGGGCGUAGCCUGCAGGGCAGGUAUUGGGUAAUUGAAGCAGGGCUGUGACUCUGUCAUAUACUCAUCAGUACCCUGUCCACAGACAGAAACAGCAGCAGCUAGCGGUGGGCCGUCUUGAGAGACCUUAAAACCAAACAGCAUUGCAGAGAACAGGGCCUGGAGGCUUUGUGAAGCCUGAGAGUAUACGUCAGUUAUAUGAAAUAUGCCUCUUUCCAUAGAUUGUGCACAAUGUCGUUUUACAGUGUACCUGUCCCCCAGACCUUUCUGCAGGUGUAAAAUCGUAGCUCACUUCCUGUGUGUGCUGUCAGAGUCGCGUUGUUCUCAGGUGACAACUUUCAAAAGGGAAUUAGAAACUUAAAGCCUAACUAAUUUCAGCCACUGGGGCACCUGCCUGGGGCCACCGAGGGAAAGUUUGAAGCGUCCAUUCUCCAUUAUCUUCGGGUGUCAGAGUUCUGAAACAGUACAGGGCUGUACCUGCCCAAAUGUGCAGUGCUCACCAUCUGGGCACCAGAGCCUCAUGCAUUUUGCCAAAGGAAGAAGUCCUGUUCGGUAAACUGGAAAGCUUCUAUUUUUUUAAUUACCUCCUUAUUUUAUGACUCCUUUUGAGAAGCAAGGUACAAAUAACCAGGUGUUAUCAAUAGAGGUGAAUGAAAGUCCCUGUCACAUUUGUUGAAGCAUGUAUUUUGAAAAGAAAAUACCCAUUUUAAAUAUGUGAUUCCCAGGUAUAUUGUAGUUUUAUAUUUUAAAUUUUUAUUAAUAAGACCGAAUCUGAAUAAUACAAUUUUCAGCCUUGAGUAUGAUGACUCUAGCAGAGGCAAGGCAACAGAAGGAACAUCAGCCUUUGGAAAGUAAGUUAAGACACAUGUUGUCCUGCCUCUGUGAUUCUAAGUCCUAGACACCAGAAGUCGACUUGCGGCAAGUGUGGCUGCCCUUCCAAGCACAAGAGAAAGUCUAACCAGAGUGCCAAGGCUAAGAGACUCUGCUGGGUCUGGGGGAGUGAAGGAACAACCUAAACCCAAGAGGGUAAUUGUUUUUUUUUUUUUUUUUUUUUGGUUUUUCGAG